UGUCAAUAUGGCGGACGAAGUAGCGAAAGCGAAGGCAGCGAAACCGGGUGGCGAUACCAUCUUCGGAAAAAUCCUGAGGCGUGAAAUACCAACGCCGUAUAUUUACGAAGAUGAUCAGUGUGUUGCCUUCAAAGACAUAAAUCCCACAGCACCUGUCCAUUUUCUGGUGAUUCCAAGGAAACCAAUCAUGAGUCUUGACAAUGCGGAGGACGAGGAUGAACAGCUUCUUGGUCACUUGAUGCUGGUAGCAAAGAAGGUUGCUAAGGAACAAGGCCUUGAAAACGGUUACCGUGUUGUCCUUAACAACGGAGAAGAUGGCUCCCAAUCGGUGUUUCACAUACAUCUUCAUGUCAUGGGAGGAAGACAGAUGAACUGGCCCCCUGGAUAACUGGGUCAAAGUUCAAGGUCAACAACAAUCUAACUGUGUCAAGGCCAACUCUCAGAUUUACAAGUUCUGCUGUCAUCGGCUCAAGUUUUUAUAGGCUCAUUUUAUAUUUUAGAUUUGUUUUUUCUUUGCAAUUUGUGUGCAUAUAAAUUGAAUAUUUAUCCAAUUUAAUUUAUUGUCAAAAUUCAUGUUGCUUUUUAUGAUGUUUCUAAAGAUUGUAUAUUUGUAACUGAAUAUCAUCUCACAUUGACUUAUGGUGAAUUGCAAAAAGUUCAACAGUCCCUACUCCCAAGUUAAGAACUACAGGUGUAUUAAAAGACAAUUGUAAAUCAUACGUUUAAAGAUUUUGUGAGCUUCUGAUUUUAGAAAAACUUUUGUUUUGAAUACUGAUUGAUUGUUAGAUAUGCUUAUGAAUCUAUUUGGAAGAUAUAUACAAGUACUGUAUAUUGUUGUUCACUCCCAUAUCUGGACUCAAUAUUUGCAACUGAUAUGUUGUCAUCUUACACAGCACUUCAUGAAUAUUUCAUAGCUGAUUCUAAGUUUUUAUUAGAAAACUUUUACAACUAGGUUCAAAACCUGUUUAUUGUUAGUUCACUGACUCAUUGUAAAUGGGGAAUGGAUGAAUAAAAUGUGUUUCAAUCUUUGAUUGAUCCUAUU
This is a messenger RNA of Mya arenaria, 1042 nucleotides long. Its product is annotated as adenosine 5'-monophosphoramidase HINT1-like. NCBI's taxonomy places the organism in Eukaryota, Metazoa, Mollusca, Bivalvia, Myida, Myidae. The transcript has 3 exons. Gene Ontology annotation, biological process: purine ribonucleotide catabolic process. Gene Ontology annotation, molecular function: hydrolase activity. The coding region runs from base 8 to 388 and encodes 126 amino acids. Gene Ontology annotation, cellular component: nucleus; cytoplasm. The record is from RefSeq and is a predicted model, not a curated record.